Molecule: messenger RNA, 2417 nt
Organism: Salvia miltiorrhiza (redroot sage)
Lineage: Eukaryota; Viridiplantae; Streptophyta; Magnoliopsida; Lamiales; Lamiaceae
Exons: 2
Coding region: 365-2113 (582 amino acids)
Source: RefSeq, a predicted model, not a curated record
GCACGUUUUGAAUAUAAUCGAAGCCGCUCCAAAAGUGAGCUGAGAAUUCAUUUGCUCAUAUCUUAAAACCUUAGGUUAAAACUUGUUAGAGAGAUGUUAAAAGAUAGAGGUAUAAAACUCAAGAUUUCCGAAAGGGGAAUUUCCUCAAAUCAUAAAAUAACCCUAGAAGAAUUUUCCCUCUUUUUUCUUCACCUGCCAAAUUUCGGUGGGCAGUAAACUACCAAAAUUAUUUUCCAUGAAACAGUUUUCUCCUCACCGUCAAUCUCUUCUGCCAGCAAACGGAUUGCAAAAAUAUUCUUGAUUUCUCCAAAGUUCAAAUACAAGGAACUGUCAAUUUGCUGUUGAAUUCCAUCACUUUUCAGUUAUGGCACCCGCCUCUUCUUCUUCUUCCCCCUCCAAGAAGCUUCUUAUCACAGAUCCGAAGCCCAAACCUGGCCCCAGUUCCGCCUCCUCCUCCUCCGCCACCAGCACGCCGCUGCCGGCGACGGAGAAGAGGACCCGUGAUCAGCCCAAUUUGUCCGAUUGCCAUUGCUGCGGCCGCCGGAUUAUCCAAUCAAACCCUAAGGACCGCCUCCACCCGAUGGACAGCGUUUGGCGGAUAGUGCUCCUCUGCAGGAAAUGCCGCAGGAGUGUUUCUUCGGGCCAAACGUGCCCUUACUGCUUCCAAGCAACGGGAAGUUCAGGUGAUCUUUGCACAUGCAGAGUUUGUCAACGCAAAAUUCAUGAAGUGUGUGUUAGGGAUUAUGGGAAAUGCACACCUUGGUGUUAUUUGGGAGCUGGGUUUGAGGGGUUUAGGGUUUGUGUGGAUUGCUGGGUGCCUGAAUUGCUCAAGAAUUCGGUUCAGGUUUUGGGAAGUGAGAACAGUGGUGGGUUAAAAGAAAAGGGUGAGGGUAAAGAUUUGUUGGAGAAUGCCGAGCAGAAUGGAAAGUGUGGGGUGGAGAAGAAGGUCAAGAAGGCGGUGAAGGCCAAGGAUCAAGUGUCAAGGAGGGGCAAGGAGGCGAUUGAUGAGGGUGAUUUGGUGGAUGGUACAUGUGAUUUGCUUGCUAAGAAUGACAAGGAUAGUUUGAAGGCUGGGAGUUCAAAUUGUAGUGGUGAAACUGAAGUUGUAGAUGAUGCCGAGUUGGCAAUUCAACUGCAUCGAGUUAUAAAUAGUUCACCAAGAAUUUUGAGGGGUGUGCCAUUGGAAAACUCCAAUGAUGUGGGUGGUUCGAAGAUUAGGAAAUGGAAAGGUUUGUCUUAUAAAAGAUGCAGUUUAGGAAAAAGAUGCAAUGGAGAUCAGAAGCUUGACAUCUGUGCUGAUAGUGCUGUGAAUGGUUCAAGUAUUGGUCUAAGUGGAUUAAGCCUAGGACUGAUACCUUAUAGGCGGGACAGAAAGCGAAAAAUCUGGUCAAUAGACAAUGAGAAUACUGAAAUUUCUGAAUCAACAUCUAGCCUGCAAGCAGCAUUGAAGAACUUGCAUUCAGAUGAGGCUGGGGUUGAGUGCUCGGAUGAAGCUUGGGUUGGGUGUUCACUUACCAGUGGUGAUGAUACAUCAGAGGAUCCAAGUUGUGAAAAUAUUGAACAAAGUAAUUCUUGCACGGAUGGUAGUAGAUUUGGGCAAGACCUUAUAACUUACAAGCGCUCUAGGUUUAAGAAGAAGGUAUUCCAAAUGAAUGGCCUGAUCGGUGUUUCUGGUGAUAGCAUCCCUUAUGGUAACCAUGGAGUGACCUUCAACUCUGAGUUUUGUCUAUCUGAUUUUGCGAACCUUAAUACUAGUUCUCUAGUCAAGAGUAAGACUGAAGGAAUUUUGCUGAGUGGCAGUUCUGAGACAGAGCAGGAUCGCUAUCAUCUGAAAUAUGUAAAACGAAUACCAGGCACCAAAAUUGACUCGAGUUUCUUGCAUUAUGGUACUUUUCAUGCCACAGACCGCUAUCUAUUUAAGUACGCUAAGAGGGUGAAGAGUUCCAACUCCAGCUCAAAUUCUGAAGCUAAACUGCAUUCUAAUGCUUUUCGGGAUAAAAUUGGCAUCUCUGCUACAAGAUUAACUACUAAUUGCUCUGUGGAAUCUAGGACUCUAUCUGAUGUUUCAUUUGACUCCUUUACUGUUGAUGCCACAGUGAACAGGAAAAUUUAAUGAAUCCAAUGUUGGGGGCAUCCUUCAGUGGCUUGGCAGAAACUGUAAAAAUGGCUUAGAGUAAUAAGGGUACUGUUUCCUGCUGCUCUAUUUUUGUUUGACUACCCUGUGCACAUUGUUGUUUUGACAAAUCCAUGUAGUAUUUGACGAGUUAAGCUGGCAAUAUCAGCCUCUUGCUUCUUCAUGAUAGCAUGUUUCAUCUGAAGUCUGUAUUAGUAGAAAUAGUUAAUGUUGUGGCUAUCUGGCGAUGAGUAGAGUUCAUGUAUAUAGCCUUUUAUCUUGGAUCAGAACCCCCGUUGUUUGC